AUGAAUAAAUUUCCGUUAAUUUUCUCUCUCCUCACCCUCAACCUCCUCUUCUCACAACACCUUUUAGCAUCUAAUGAACUCUGUUCUCCCUUCUCUUGCAACCAACACAGAUAUGAUCCGAUCCAAUUCCCAUUUUGGGUACCCAAAAACCAAACCUCUAGGUGCGGGUACCCCGGGUUCGACGUCUCUUGUAACUCAUACGGUCAAACACUCAUUCCUCUCAACUCCGGCCACGGUCACCUGAUUAUUGAGGGUAUGUCAUACCCAGACCAACUACUCUGGGUAUCCGACCCGAAAAAAUGCAUCCCUAAACGGGUCCUUGACUUCACCCAUACGUGGCCUGCCCUUUUAAGGUUCGGACCUCUGGAAUCAACUUACACUUACCUUAAUUGCUCAGGAACGAAGCUAGACCCGAGCGUGCUUCCCAUGGGUACUUCAGUAAUUUCGUGUAUGAGUGGCAGCAAUCAUACAGUAGUGGCCGCGUUCGAUCAUGAGGCGGAGACGAAGAUGUUGGAGAGAGGAGGGGAAAGGAAGUGUGAGGUGAUCGAGAGAGUAAACGCUGCGUUUUGGUGGCCGGAGAUGCGGUACGGGUAUGAGUACAGACACGGGGAUGAGUACCGGCACGGGUAUUACCCGAUUGAUGAUUUGAGUAAUGUGUUUGUGCAAUUGGGUUGGGAUAUUCCGAGUUGCGGGGAUUGUAUACUUCGUGGCGGGUCUUGUGGGUUGGUGGGUGAUUCGGGCAUUGAAGUUGCUUGCUAUAUUCCUGCGUCAUCUUCUUCCGAACGAAUGGAACGACGCUGGAAAUGAGCAUGCUUCCUGGGGAUACUUCAAUAGUUUCGUGUAUGAGUGGCGGGAAUUACACGGUGGUGGCGGCGUUCGAUAGCACCGCCGAGGAGAAGAUGUUGGAGAGAGGAAGGGAG
Spinacia oleracea (spinach) is the source of this 920-nucleotide messenger RNA. Its product is annotated as putative RING-H2 finger protein ATL21A. Gene Ontology annotation, molecular function: polysaccharide binding. The transcript has 2 exons. Bases 1 to 807 code for a protein of 268 amino acids. The record is from RefSeq and is a predicted model, not a curated record. Lineage: Eukaryota; Viridiplantae; Streptophyta; Magnoliopsida; Caryophyllales; Amaranthaceae.